Molecule: messenger RNA, 3588 nt
Organism: Odocoileus virginianus texanus
Lineage: Eukaryota; Metazoa; Chordata; Mammalia; Artiodactyla; Cervidae
Source: RefSeq, a predicted model, not a curated record
CCGCACUGGCAGGCAGAUUCUUAUUCACUGUACCACCAGGGAAGUCCUAAAGUUACCUUUUAAUGACAUAAGUAAUACACAACUAGAUUCUGCUUCUGAAAAAGCAAAAUUGAUAAGUCAGGCCAAAAUCCCCUUUGAGGCCUGCCUCUACCUGGCCCUCCUCAGCCUCCUGAGCCAAUGACCAAGUCACAUGUCUCUGCCCUGUUUCCCCUCUGAGACCCCAAAGGCCCUCCUUGCUGCUUGCCCAGGAUUCCUCUGUGCUCCUUUCAAGGCUCCUUGGGCUCCCUCCAGAAGGGUCUGGGUCAUCAGGAUGUUUCGAUCCAAUACCAUCAUUCUAUGCACUGGCUGGUGGAAGACCCUGCUCACAGCAUACUAUUCCCUGAGACAGGGGCUGGUCACUUCUGUCUUGAGUCCUAUUUCUAUGCCAGCGCUUUCCCCAAUUUCAUGUUAAUUCAAUUUUAAAACACUAUCUUGUAUGAAAUUUGAUCAGAAAGUUUUCUGUCCAAACUGUCUGCCGCAUGGAAGCAUGCUGUGGGUAACAAUUCUUGAGAGCCAGAGUCCUUCUCCUUGGAGUGUCUCUCUGGAGACCCCUAAUAGUUUCUCCAGCUAGGGAGGAAAGCCUGGGGGUCUGAGGCCCCUAGUCUUUGGGACCUACUGUGGGGGUGGAAAGAACACAGACUACCUGGGUUGACAUGGAGGAGCUCUAAACAAAUCACCCUAGCUAUCUGGGCCCACUCUUGGUUGAGUGGGGGCGGGGUGACAAUAUGGCUUAAAGGAUUGUUGAGAACCAUUGAGUGAGGCAUCACACCCAUGUGUCUACUUUGGGGCCUGGUUUGUGUGAAGAGACCACGAACAACCCAGUUAUUUUCACUCUGAGAGCGGGCACCUCCCCUUCCCUGACAGGGCCCAGGGCUUCAGCAGGCUUACCUCCUUUUCUGGUUGGGUACUAUGGGCAUUGGCUGGGGGCACUCACCCUUGCAAGGGUAGAGGGAGGGGCGUGGUGCUGAACGGACAGCUCCCUUCACUCUGGGUUUUGAGAGGCACCGGUGUGUGUCUAGUGAGAACCAGGUUUCAUCCCAGGGUGGCAGAACUACAGGGCAGGUGUGGGGACAAGAGGGUCUGAGGGCUUCACCUAAGUGCAUAGGCCAAGAAAAUGCUGCCUGCGGAAGCUCUACAUCUGUGCUGGCCCAGUCAUGAGUGUGGUGGUCAACCUCUCUACCGACUGGCAUACAAGGAGAAGAUGAAGGAGCUGUCAGUGCUGUCGCUCAUCUGCUCCUGCUUCUACUCACAGCCGCACCCCAACACCGUCUACCAGUAUGGGGACAUGGAGGUGAAACAGCUGGACAAGAGGGCCUCCGGCCAGAGCUUUGAGGUCAUCCUCAAGUCCCCUUCCGACCUGUCCCCGGAGAGUCCCGUGCUCUCCUCCCCCCCCAAGAGGAAGGACACCUCCCUGGAAGAGCUGCAGAAGCGGCUGGAGGCAGCUGAGGAGCGGAGGAAGACACAGGAGGCUCAGGUGCUGAAGCAGCUGGCGGAGCGGCGCGAGCACGAACGCGAGGUGUUGCACAAGGCGCUGGAGGAGAACAACAACUUCAGCCGUCUGGCCGAGGAGAAGCUCAACUACAAGAUGGAGCUCAGCAAGGAGAUCCGCGAGGCGCACCUGGCGGCACUGCGUGAACGGCUGCGCGAGAAGGAGCUGCACGCGGCCGAGGUGCGCAGGAACAAGGAGCAACGCGAGGAAAUGUCCGGCUAAGAGGCCUUCUGGACUCCGCGACGCCUGGAUCCCGAGAUGAGACAGGAACACAUCUGGGUUUCGGUUUUGUUUUGUUCGACUUUAGAUGCAACUUUUGCUCCCGUUCCUCCCUCCCCUCCUGCCCUCCCAGCUUCAGCUUCUCUUUCCGCGCUCCGAGCUGUCUGGUCCUUGUGGCAAGGCUUUGACCACAGGCUCUCUCUGGAGGAGCCCCCAGGGCGUGGCACACGGUCCCUCAGUUCAGGCCCAAGCUGGGCAGCGGCUGGGUCCCCUCUUGGUAACCCUCUUAGCAGACGUGGUGGCGACCUCAAUAAAUCCAGCGAUGGUGGCAGGAACACUCGGGUCCUUAUGAGCACCUUGUCACUUAGGGCACGUCCUCUGAGCCAACUCCGCCCGCAGGCAGAGGCACCACCACCUGCACGUACUCCCCUGGAAGAGGGGCUGGGCACGCGGGAGGGGGCAGAGGAGGAAAGACUUGAAUGGAGGAGGACUCUGGGCAGUGGGGACCGGGUAUCCAGUCACAGGCCAGCCUUGGGAGCUGCGUGUGCAGCGGUGCUUUCUGGAACUGGUGGGUAGGAGCUGCAGUGUGCUGUAAUGUGGUGGCACAGGGGUCCUCAGAGACCCCUUGGCCUGAGGUUGGCACCCUUGGCUGUCCUGGGAACCUUCAUUCAUUGCACUUGGCUGGAGAGGUCACGGGAUGUGGUUUGGCCUGAGUCUUUAGGGGAGUAGGCCGGCUCCACUGGGACCGUGAGCAAACUGCUGUGGUCUAGAGGGCUGUGGGUAGCAUGGCCACCCCUGCCGGCCCCUUCUCCCAGAAGGGCCUUCUUCUCUCUGGCACGGCGCCUCUGUGGGGACAGCCGGCCUCCCACUGUCCCUCCUUUCCUUCUCCAGGCUUUGCACCCUUGGAGGACCUGUCUGUAGAGCCCUUUAGAGUCCUAGCUCCCUCCUGUGUGCCCUCUUCUUUGUUUAAAAGAUGCCCCUAUCUGUUUCCAGCCACAGGGCUUUCAGGUGGCCAGGUGGGGGAGGGUGGCAGCCCCAAGUGCCCCUCUGGGAGCCCUAAGUAGAUAUUAGGGGAUAGAGGACCAGUGUCUGAAGGUUCAGAUGUUGGAGGGCAAGGGUCAGGGUUCCUCAAGCUGCCUCCCCACCUGCCCCAUCUUUCCAUUUCUGGCUGGUGACCCCCUCUGGCUAGCCUGCAGAUUGGAGGCCUGACUUUAGGCCUCUCCUGCCAAGACCCUCCUUGGCUGGGUUCCUUCCCCUCCCUCAGCCUGGUCCAGACCCCCUGGUGCUGGCCUUUGAGGAUAUGGCAGCAGCCUCCCCUUUUCCAUGCAGCCCCAGCCCCACGGUUGGAUGCUUGAGGGCCAAGUCCCUGCUGGCCAACCACUUGGUGGAAAGUGUGAGGAGAUUCUCGCAGGAAGGACUCAGAGCCGGUGCCACAGAGGCCAGAUGGCAGCCCUCAGUGCCCCUGGCUUUCAUUCCACAGAAACCCACAGUGUCACUGCUGGUGGCCUCCCAGAGCCAAGCCAGAGAGCACAGGCAGGUAGUGACCCCUGCAGUGGGCUUGGGGAAAGUUGGGACCUGUGCUCACCCCUCUGUCCCCACCAAGACAGCCCUGGAGGGAGUGACAAGCAGGAUUGGACCCAUCAGGUUGGGACCCAUCGGUGCCCACAGGCAGCUUCUGUGGACUCAGAAAGGGGAGCGGAAAGAGGACUAAGGGUGGGAUUUUUCUGAGCCACGGCAGCUCUCUCGUAGCAGAAGCCCUAAUGUCAUACACACCCAUCUCAUCCACGUAGUGAAAGUGAACUUAAAAAUGAACAAUUAAAAAAAAAUGUGUGUUUAAGAAA